Messenger RNA from Cryptococcus amylolentus CBS 6039, 6634 nucleotides. RefSeq lists its product as hypothetical. The record is from RefSeq and is a predicted model, not a curated record. Bases 104 to 6523 code for a protein of 2139 amino acids. Gene Ontology annotation, cellular component: endoplasmic reticulum exit site; ER to Golgi transport vesicle membrane. Gene Ontology annotation, biological process: COPII vesicle coat assembly; autophagy; Golgi organization. NCBI's taxonomy places the organism in Eukaryota, Fungi, Basidiomycota, Tremellomycetes, Tremellales, Cryptococcaceae. The transcript is spliced from 9 exons.
AAGAUUGGUUCCGCGCCUCCAGCACGCCGUCAUUGACGUAUCGGUUUCGAGUAAUUGUCCUCCUCAGCCCUCAACUGCUUUCCUACUCGCGCUAUCACUCAACAUGGAGGAAAGCGCCUCCCGCGACCCUCCGCCUCUAUCCCCCGCCGACGUUUUCGGAGCGCACGAAGCGACAGGCGACAGCAACGACGCGUUUGCGCAACUUGCACGCGACAUUGAUCAGGCAGAGACGACGGAAGAGCAAAAACAAGAUCGAGAAGAACUACCUGUAAAGACGGCAGAGGUACCUCUGGUGUCCGACGAUCCCUCGGAGCCACCUGUGGCUCAAGAAUCAGGGGAAGAACAUACCCCCAUCGAACCUGAAUAUUCAAUUCAGAAAGAGCCAGUGGCAGCGCAACCUGCGGUUCUUCCCCAAGAAAUGCCUCUCGCAGAGACCGAGGAAAUCGAUUCCAAGUCCAAGGACUUAGGACACGAUUCGGAAUCCAGUGCUGUCCCUCAGUCUGAACCCGCGGUUGCCCAACCUCAAACGACUUUGAAUACAUCUGUCGAAGACUCCUCGGCUUCGCCUUCAGAUCUCGCGAACGAGCAACAAGAAACUCAUCCGAUCUUAGAAGCAGAUGGCAAGGAGCAUGGUACCAAUAUUUCGCCACACGCAGAUGUGAUCAAGAUGCUGGAAAAGCAAGAGGCGGCUUCUGUACCCACUCAAGGGUCGCAAGAAAACGUUGAAGCAAACGGAUCAUCCUCCAUUGUCUCUCUCGAGCCUAAGAUUCCGGCUGCCAGCGAAGGCGAGACCCAGCCUCACGAAUCCCUCCAAGAACCGGUAUCUUCCUCCCUCUUCACUGAAGAUGCUUCUCCUUCGCCUUUCGAUUCCAUCUCCCUCCAAAACGACAUCGAGACUUCUGAGCCCCAACCGAGGCAUGAAGCCGGUCAAUCGAGGGAGGAGGAGCAGGUGCUGAACAGUGACCACAGCGCUCCGGAGCUCUUUGAACAAGAGUCUGAGCCCUCGGUGUUCGACACAAUUGCGUCUGAAGUGUGGUCUGCUCCCCCUGUGCAAGAAGACACAAGUCCUGCGAACCCCAAAGAGAAUGUGCCUACCCCAACCCUUCUCGACCAGGGCACAGGAAGCUCUCCAUCAAAUCAUCUCAAAUCACAGCCGUCAGCUGAGCCUGGGGCCACCCACGUUGCACUGAAGACGGGUACCCCCGAGGCUGAUGGAGUAUUCAAUGCUCAGCCUGCCCCAGCUGCUGAAUUGUUUGAAGAUGAGCCUGAGACUUCUUUAUUCGACCAGAUAUCACCCCAAGAAGACACUUCCCCCAGCAUGACCGGCAAAGUCAAAGAACCUGCGGCCUCGGGCCUGCUUGAGGAUCAGGAAGAAUCUUCAUUGUUCGACCAGAUCAUGCCCGAAGAACAUCAAAAUGAUUCUGGCCUGCAUGCCGAAAAGGAGGAGAAAGGGGCGUCCAGUCUCUUUGGGGAUGAGGCUGGGGCUUCACCUUUUGACGAUCUUAUCACUCAAGAAGAGCCAGGAUCUACUGUCGAGUUUACCGGAGUUGGGGAAAGUGGUGCUUUGUUUGGAGAUGAUCAAAGUGACCGGUUUCCACCUUCCCAAGACCUGCCGGAGCUUACUCAAGAUCAAGGGACUGAAAGCACCCAAACGCAGUCUACCAACGAUGACCAAGAAGUCCCUUUGGGUUGGUACGAUGACUACGGAGAAUUCCAGUGGUAUACAGAAGAAGAGAGGGAGCAGGUGAGGCUGUCGAUGUAUGGGCCGGCUCAGACCGUAGAAGCGCGUAAGCAGGCCAGUCAGGAUAUUCUUAACGCAGGCUUUGGUUCUUCCAUGUCUCCGGCUUUGCCUCGAAGCCCGGCUGUCCAGACCGAAUCCUUCUUGUCCGAAAAUGCUCUGCGGCGUACACCACAACCACAGGCGGUAUCCGAGUUCGACAGCAGCAUGUAUGCGCCACCAGCUACAGCUUCCUCAUAUGCUCCGAGCAACACAGCUCAAUCGACAUAUACACCUUCAUACACGGACUCGUUGUCCUAUGUGCCUGCGCUCGGCAGCCCAGCGGCCACUAACACAUACAACCCGUACGCACCUAGCAAGGACCCUUUGCCAGCUCCUACGAAAGCUCCUAUCGCUGCCCCGCCUUCUGCUCCCAGUCGCAAUUCAACAUACAACGCCUACGACCCUCCGAUGGCGUUCAAGCCCCCUCCGGUACAAGCUCGACCCAGCUUCACUGCCCCGUCUUCAUAUGCGCCGUCGCCGGUUCAGACAUACGCCCCUGCCCCACCUCCCCCUGCCAAAUCAGAGCCUCCUCAGCCGAGGCCACAACCACUCCCACGGACAGCAUCGAACGCUUUUGACCCUCCUCUGAAGCCUGUGUCUAAAGCUAUCCCCAGGCCAACUUCUGCCGUCAAUGCUGGCGCGUCGCCAUAUGGAUUCGCCCCCAUGGCAGCUCCACAGGAAGCUUCACAGAUGCCACCGAUGCCUCCUGCUGGACCUCCUAGAGGCGUGAGCCGGCCCUCAAGUCGGGGACCCGCAUUUGCGCUGCCGCCGUCACAGCACCAAGCUACGUCAGCUCCACCGACUGGACAACCGAGGAGGCCAGCGAGUACGAGCAGGCCGCCCAGUCGCGGGCCCGCCUUUGCACCACCGCCGAGUUUCCAGGCGCCGCCUGUGCCCGAGAUUCCGUCUUCAUUGAAGCGGACGUCGGUAGAGAGUCAGCGAGAUGAGUAUACCUCGCUUCCCCACGCUGAGGGGUUGAGGUCGCCGCCUAUCCAGAUGACAGGUCUGAUGUCGCCUCCUCGGGCUCAUCAGGCUCCUGCACCGCCAAGGAAAACUACAGGUAUCAGCUCGCCCCCUCAAAACGACCAAGCUAUGACUUUCCCGCCUUAUGACACAGGGCUGGCAUCACCACCGCAGAGCCAUAUUCCCUCGGGGCUGCCUGGGUGGACUCCAGCAGAGAAUAGCGGCCCUUCUAGUCGCGGGCCUGCCUAUGCCCAGCCGCCGGCGGUGUCGAGCCAUGAGCCUUCGCCCUACUCCCCGACACAACAGCUAGAUGUGUAUGCUCGUGGGACGUCAGCUACUCAAGCUUUGCAGCAGUCUCUUCCUCGCUCUACCCAGUUUGACCAACCCACACUAGCCCAGCAUCAGCAGAGAGGGUCUUUCGAUGAUCCUUAUGCACCUCAGCAUCAUAUCGACGAGCUUUAUGAACAGUACGGCAGUCAGGGCCAGCAGUACGGCGGGCGACGGGAGGAGCAGCAAGAGCCUACUGGAAAGAGACCUGACAAACAGUAUUCUGCGUACGAGCCCUAUGUGUCACAUCAGGAGCCUGUAAAGAUCGAGCGGCUGGGACAAGCGUCUUCGCCUGAACCCUCUCCAUAUGACUCGCCCUAUGCGCCCGCAACUUUACCACCUCACCAGGCCACGGCUCCGUCUUCUCGAUACGCACCGCCACCUUCUUCAGCGCCUGCUCCUGCUCCUGCUAGGCACUACACUGCUCCCUAUGGAGCUUAUGAUAGUGACCCCUAUGCUGCACCCCCACCCUCGACUGCGCAGAAAAUUUCGCCAUACGACCCCGCCCCCCCAGCAACCUUCAACCGCGCUGCUUCCCCUGCUCAUAGCUCAGUCUAUGGAGCCUCUCCCCCAUCUGCCAACUACUUCCAGAGCAUGCCUGCUCCCCAGCGAAGCGAGUCGGUCGAUACCUCGUACAUUCCUCAGCAGGUACUUGAACAGAGGCCCAUCAGCGAGGACCCCCUCGGACGCACGACGUUAGCUGCUAGAAAUGCCCCUAUCGCCAUCUUUGGCUUCGGCGGAGUGUUGGUCACUGCCUUCCCUGGUGCUUCUCAGUCUGACAACUUUGUCAAAGGGCACGAGCGUCUCCCGUCUUAUGGUUAUGCCUCUCACAGGGGUCAGCUCUGGAUCAGAAACCUGAGCGAAGUCGUCGCCCCUAGCGCCCUGAAGGUCGAUUUAUCUGUUUUCCCGGGGCCUCUGGUGAAUGAGCCUACGCCUGUCAAGGGCGGUGCCGCGAAGAAGAAAGAGGGCGUGAUGGAGUACGUCAAGACGCGUGCAGAGGAAAUUGAAAAGGGGCUGCCGUAUCUCAAGACCGCCGCCAGUAAGACACGGCGAGAAGAAGAGGGAAAACUGGUCUUGUUGAGAUUGUUGGAGGCUAUGAUCGUGGGAGAAGGCAAGUUGGGUGGCAAACCGGAUGUCGAGGACGCCAUCAGAGUUGCUCUUGCCAACCCCAACAACUCGAAUUUGUCUUCAGCGAGACUAGCUUCUUCUACCGCAGCCAUGCCCACCUUCCAAUAUGUGGGUACGGCCGCUUCCGCCCCAGCUGCUGCCGAUGCCUCUCAAUUGAGCUAUAUCUCAAGUCUGAUAGCCCAGGGCACAAAACGAGAGGCUGCUGAAUACGCUGCCGAGCAAGGUCUGUGGUCUCAUGCUCUUGUCAUCAGUAGCGCCGUGAGUGUGGAGCUGUGGAAGGAUAUGGUGAAGAAGUUCACUACGGCCGAGCUGGAUGGGAGGAGUGAUGGAACUGGAGCUAUCAAGGCGUCUUACUCAUUGAUUGGUGGGAUGGAUGCUGCCUCCUUGGAAGAUCUUAUCAAUGCUGCAUCCAUCGGCGAGGAUCCUACCAAGGAUCAAUGGCGAGAGGUCAUCUCGGCUGUCUUGUUCAACGCCAAACCCAAUGAGUUGGCAUGUCUCGAUGAGCUUGGUUCAAAGUUCCUCGGUUUGGGCCUGACCAACGCUGCUAACGCAUGCUUCCUUCUUUCGCCAUUAUCUCCCUUCCUGGACACCAGUCCUGUCGCUUUGGAUCGGGGCCUCAUGUUCGCCAACGAACGCGACGAAGACACCAUCAUCUUUGCCGAGAUCGCCGAAUAUGCGCGAAGCUUGGUGUCUCUGCCCAGAGGCCAAGAGCAGAUCUGCACUGGGUUACCUCAGUUGCUUCCCUACAAACUUGCACGCGCCUGGCGAUUGGCCGAGCUAGGUGAAACGGAAUCGGCGAAAAGAUACUGCACUGCUAUCGAAGCUGGUACCAAGCCUCUUAUCAAGGGAGCUCCCGCUCAGAGUCUGCUGUCUCCUGCUUUCCGAGCCAGCCUGGAGGAUUUGCUUGAGCGUUUGACAGGCACACCAUCUGUCAACCCCGCCAAGGUCCUUGCCGGUGGUAAACGAGGUAAACAGCCUGGCAUUGACAAGAUUGGUUCUUGGAUUGAAGGUCGUCUCAGCAAGUUCAUCGCCGGAGAAGAGGGGGAAGAGACCGCUCCCAAACCCCCUACUGCUGGUGGAAAGAGCUCUGGUCCUUUUGCUCACUUCAGCGCUGUCUCUCCCGAUCUUUCUGGGUCAGUCACUCGCAAUACUUCUAUGGCAGACGUGCCCAGUCACAAUGCCACUAAUGGGUAUUUGGGUGUUCAGCCGGCAUCUAGAGCUACUUCGCCUGCGAGCCAUGCCGUUGACAAUCCUCAAUCGCAAUCGUACCCUUCGCAGUCGCCUUACGGGGUGCCGCAGACAUUGUCGAGAACAAGCUCUCCUUUAGCCACUCCCAAUGCCAAUACCUACUCCAGUGCGAACAACCCCUCGUAUGGGGGUCCCUAUAGUCGACAGUCGCAGCCUCCCCAUGAUAAAAGUUCUACCGCUUGGGAUGCGUCUCCGGAGAAUUUGGAGCUUGAGUCCGAGACUCCUCGUGCCUACGAAGUGCCACAGAAGUACGAAGAGGAUGAUCUGUACAAUCCCAUGGCGCAACACUCUUCCGGCACAGAUUCUUAUACACCUCCGACCUCUGGGCCUUCUAAGCAGCAAGCUUUUUCUGAUCUCAACGAUGAUGAUGAAGACCUUGGCUUCGGCAACUCGUCAUUGUCCAAGGGGCGCGCUGUAAAGCCAGAGGCGGACUCCAAGAAGGCAGGAGCUGCUACCCAACAGGAGGAGCCAAAACAGGAGAAAAAACCCGAGCACCCUCAAACGACAUCAUGGCUGGGGAAGUUGUGGGGGAAGAAAGAGGGGGGGCCUAUCAGGGCCAAGCUGGGGGAAGAGAGCACCAUGGAGUUUGAUAAAGCCUCUGGGAGAUGGGUUGUCAAAGGCACCCAGGCCCCAGCUUCCGCUCCUUCUGCGACUCCUCCCCCUCCCAGAGCUCAAACUGCCUCGCCAUCCCGAGCUGCUACUCGUCCAGAUGCCUCAAGGGCUAUGUCGGCAACGCCUCCUAUGCCGACAAACCCCUAUGCCACACUUCCCCGCGGCGCCCAAGCCCCUCCCUCAUCAGGCUCGUCUGCCUUUGCCGAAGCUCCGGAUGGGGGCAUCAAGCGGAUGAAGUCCUCCUUGCCUAUGGCCCCGCCAUCAAGCGGACCGCCAUCUGGUUUACCCUCCCGCCCUCCAUCAGGGCCACCUUCUUCUGUCCCUCCUAGUAGACCUUCUACAGCCAGCUCUUCGCUGGAUGAUCUACUGAGUGGUGGGCCCAGGCCUGCGAGCAAAAGACCGGGAUCGGCGCUGAAGAAGGGUGCAAGAAAUCGUUACGUAGAUGUGUUCCAAGGUGCUCAAUGAAGAGGAAGGUCUGUGACGACGAGAUACGAACCAAGUAGAAAGCAGUGGCAUAUUACAAUGACCACAGUCCACUAAUGUACCAUCUAUGAUAUGCACAAAAUGUUUCUGCAA